Verticillium dahliae VdLs.17 is the source of this 3054-nucleotide messenger RNA. Its product is annotated as mediator of RNA polymerase II transcription subunit 5. The record is from RefSeq and is a predicted model, not a curated record. Gene Ontology annotation, molecular function: transcription coregulator activity. Gene Ontology annotation, biological process: regulation of transcription by RNA polymerase II. Gene Ontology annotation, cellular component: mediator complex. Lineage: Eukaryota; Fungi; Ascomycota; Sordariomycetes; Glomerellales; Plectosphaerellaceae. The transcript has 9 exons. The coding region runs from base 196 to 3054 and encodes 952 amino acids.
GGGCGCGUUCAGUCGGCCCUCACAUCCAACCUCCAGCAACUGGCGGCAACCUUGUCACAGACCUUUCUCCGCACACGCUCCCCAGAGAUCCUUCGCGCAGCACGGUCGCGCAUCUUCGAAUGGCUACAUCAAUUGCGGCAUAGGCUAGAGUGUCUAUUAUCUCAACUUCGAUAUCACUUCCACGGCGUUGUCACCAUGGAAGGUCGCGCUUCGAGAAGCGCCCAGCAGAUUGCGCUUUCUCGAUGGCAGAAGUUCAUAGCAAAAUCACUGGCAAAGCGACUAGACCCCGAGCAAUUCGAGUCCUAUGCCCCAAUACUCUACUCAAAACAUCCGCUGCCGCCGGUGAUCAUUGCCGACUUAUUCUUGCGCCCGCGCUCUGGCAACCGACAAUUCCUCGACCCCCGCAUCCCGCAAUACCUUCAGAGCCUCUCGAAACUGCGAUACAUCGAUAUUCCUUCCGUGCUGAAAGGCCUCUACAGGUAUUCGACAUCGCAUACACAAGCACAUCCUGCUGAAGGGCAGGCUCCAGAGGGAGAUGGCGAGGCUACUCGUCUUAUCCGAUGGGGGAGCUCAUAUGGUUCUGAGGAGGUUAUGUUCUAUCGCUUGACCAAGGCUGUGGCACAAGGGGCAGCUAUACAGGAUGCCGCGGUCGCUUUAGAAAUCGCCAGAAUCAUGUCGAAAUGGAUGACCCUAUUUACGGAUGCGUCCACUGCCUUUGCAGUUGAUCCCAUGGGGCAGAUGCAGGCGAAUCAAGCCCGGGACGAGAUGGAUUGUGCACGCGCGGCCUUUGUCGCCUUGUUGCUCGGGGUUUGCGAAAAUCAGGUGGUGCUGAAAGCAUUGAGCAGGCCACAGGCUGCAGCUACUCGAAAGGCCAUGUCUGAAAGUCUUGCAACAUUUGUUCCUACCAUUAUGCACAACGCUGGUCCAGUCACAACACGGCUCGACCACUUUCGAACGAGAACACUGGCCAGUUUUGAGCCAGCGGAGGCAGGCAAGCCACUUGCCGCUCCAGAGCUGGAUCAGCUCUUCGACUCUGGGGUCGAGCUUAACAACUUCGUCAUUCCAGAAAUGCCAGUCGCCAACUCAAGAGCGGGAUUAUACAUCUACCUGAACGCCGCUCUUGUUGGUCGCCCAUUAAUCGACGACACAGCCAUCUUCAACUAUCUGAACAAUCGCUAUCAGGGCGAUGUGCAAUCCACCACUAUCGAUCUCAUUCUGGCGUCAUUCGACGUGUUGGCCAAUGCGGUCUUCGGUAACGAAGGGAACAAAGCUGCACAUAUGCUGAGGUCCUAUCUCAUGAACAAGCUCCCCAUCCUCAUUUCGAACCUGAGCAAGCACAUGUACCCGCCGUUGACGGCCGAGUACUGCAUCACCGAAGCGCUGAGCCACGUCGACACCAAUGCGUUCCCUACGCUCUCAUCUAUGUUUGAUGAGAGUCGAAACAAUAAUCCUUACACCGACUCGGUCCGGGAAGAGUUCUGCUGGGCAUGCUGCUUGCACGGCUUGCUACGAGAAAGCAGCAUAGAAACGAUACUGGGCGAAACGCCCUACCAGUCACUACCCUCCCGAGGCAAAUAUGUCAAAGACACACUCGUCGCAGAGUGUCUGGACGACCCGGAGCGCAUGCAGGCUCUCGUUAAGGAGCUAGAUAACAUGGAUGGGAACGUGGGUGCUGUCUGCCACGCUUUGACAGAGGUCUUGGCUCAAUUAUGCCGCAACAAGGAGACGAUGUCAUUAAAGAACCUCUGCAGUCAACUGUCUCGCAGGCCACUGUCACUGGACGUAAUACUUCUUUUCGAAAAGCCAACUGCCAUUCUGCAGCCAUUGUGCGAUUUACUCGACGACUGGAAGUACGACGAAGAUCAAGGCGAGUACCAGCCUGUUUACGAAGAAUUUGGAUCCGUGCUGCUUCUCCUACUCGCCUUUGCCUACCGCUACAACCUUACGGCAUCCGAUAUUGGUGCACGAUCUCCGGAUUCUUUUGUGGCGAAAUUCCUCAGUCAGGGCCACCUGAGUCGAUCCUCCGAGGAGCUUUCGGAUCUGGAGAAGAGCCAUCUGGGUGGAUGGAUCCAUGGUCUUUUCGACCAAGAAGCUGGUGGCCUGACGGACGACUUGAUAUCAUCUUGUCCACCACAAGAGUUCUACCUCCUAAUCCCGACCUUGUUCCAAAAUGUUGUGACAGCUUUUGCCACCGGUCACCUUUCAGAAGAGAGUCUGAAAGGUGGUGUUGAAUACCUCGUGGACACGUUUCUACUCCCUUCACUGGUUACUGCGAUUACCUACCUGGCAAACUCGCUGUGGGUCGAACGGCACAACCAAAACACCAUCAUCAGGGUUCUCCACCUGGUGUUGCAGCCCAGCGCGAUUUCCGAAGAAGCAAAAACCAUGCUCUCGUCAGUUCUCAACAUUGUGGCCAAGCCUUUGGAGCACUCGCUCAGGGCUUCUCAACGGCAGGACCCCAAGGACCAAAAGAUUGAUCUUCUCCUCAGCGUGUUGAAAGACAACAUUCCACUGUCACGUCGCACAGGCGGAGCAGACCACAACGAGCUGGAGACGUGGACGAGUACGCAGGGUGAAGGCCUUGCGACGGCCUUGCGACACACGAUGCAAGGUUUUGUGCAGUGGAGUCUGCACCCGGGCAUCAACAUCACGCCCACAUCGUACUCGCAUCGCCAGGUCUUGGCUGCGCUCCGGCUACUGGGAGCGAAGCGGGUGCUUCGCUUAAUCUGUGAGGAGGUCAAGCAGCAAACAGAAGCCGGCGGCGGCAGUGUUGUGUACGAUGUGGCUACGGCACUCGAUUCGGGCAAUAUGCCGACGCCCGUGCAGAGGAGACUGACGCUGCGGGACGCUGAGUUGGUCGUGCGGCUCCAUCGGCGCGUCGAAGCCCAGAUGGCCGUCGUCGGCCUGGACCUUGGCAUGGGCGGCGUAGGCGGCGACCUGGAUUUGGGCGAUUCCACUGGCAACGGCGGCUCAUUGGAUCUGGGGGCUGAUGACAUUUUCAGCGGGCUGUCCGCUGGUGGUGAUUUCGAGUGGGAUACGAUGGACCUUGGCUAA